Messenger RNA from Larimichthys crocea (large yellow croaker), 5558 nucleotides. Its product is annotated as rhodopsin kinase. The coding region runs from base 3044 to 4729 and encodes 561 amino acids. The record is from RefSeq and is a predicted model, not a curated record. Gene Ontology annotation, cellular component: cytoplasm. Gene Ontology annotation, molecular function: ATP binding; rhodopsin kinase activity. Gene Ontology annotation, biological process: signal transduction; regulation of signal transduction; protein phosphorylation. The transcript is spliced from 7 exons. NCBI's taxonomy places the organism in Eukaryota, Metazoa, Chordata, Actinopteri, Sciaenidae.
UUUUUUUGUUUUGUUUUUUUUGUGUGCGUGCGUGUGUGUGUGUGUGUGUGUGUUCUGGGCAAUAAUUUGAAAUAGUUCUUAUCCACCAUGUUGUGUUGGGCUGGCUUCCUUCUUUUCUGUAGGCAGCUGCUUUCCUGAUCUUGUUUGCUAGUUUUUUUUUUUUUUGUUUUUUUUUGUAUUCUGGAGUUGAGGAAUCACCGCCCUGUUAACGCCUUGGUAGUGUUUACAAGUGUUUUAAAAAUUAUUGAUGUAAAAAAAAACAAAAAGGAAAAAAAAGUGUGGUUGCAUAGGUCUUUAUGUACUCCCUUCAAAGAUCUCCCUUUUAAAACUUAGCAACACAUGUACUGACUCUCCAAAUACCUUUUUCUGUAAUCUAAUAUAAGUUUGCAAAUUAAAAAUAGAUUGUUUUAAUAAUUUUGUAUCUAAUUCAUGUGGCUUUUAAUGGAGGAACUUUAUUUCUGCACGUGGUCUCAGCAGCUCUAUCCUAAAUUCUCAAGGACGUGCUGAAAAAAGAUUUCAGUUUUUUUAAAGAUCAACUUGAUUUGAGACCCGUGGUUCUUUAAAAAAAAAAAAAAGCAGAGCCCACGGAGUAACACUUGUCCUCAGAGUUGAGUGUGCUGGACAAAGGUGGGUUUGUCUGUCAGAGGAAAGCCACAAGAAGCUACAUGCUAGACACUGAAGAAGGUGAGAACAGCUGAUUAUACGCUCCUUUACUCACCAUGCUGUUUGUUUUACAGUAGUUUCAUGUCUGUAAUUAUAAUUUUGUUGUACAGAUUUACAAGUGCAGUACGCUGUUAUCGAGGCCUUGUUUGUCUUUUUUUUUUUAAGUGAGGUGUGCCCAAAUGUUUUUGACAUGGAGAACCGGUAAGGGCCCACGUGAAGCACAUGCUGCAGACAUGAGAUAGUUUGAAAGUAAGACAUUUUUUAACAAUGUCUGAGCGAUCCUAAGGCGGUAAACACGUCAGUACAUGACAUGUAAGCUCCUUUACCCUCCUCAAAAUGUUGCUGUCAGAUGUUAAAAGGUUAUCUGUUGCUUUAAUUGUUCCUCCUGUCCAAACUGCAAAGAAAUCUCUCAAUACAUGAUCCUGUAGUGGGUUGUGUAUCUUCUAAAGCAGUGUUUCUCAAGCCUUGUACCACCGUCAUGUGAGCGUAGGCUGGCCGUGUUCAUGAGGGGAAGGUUUAUUCAUUCAUAUUUUAUUGCUGACUGCUGACCAGAACUACGUGGGUGCAAAACAGGUUCUUCUGAUCCACACUUCUCUUAUUAAUAUUUCACAUUAGGAGCCACGAUUACAGUUUUUGCACCUUUGAUUUCGCCUCCUCUUACUACAUGACCAUCACAUUCAGCUCAUAUCUAAUCAUGGACGUAUGGGCACUACCUGCACGACUGUGACGACAGAGCAGAAACAAAAUAUUACAGGAAAUGCUCCAUUUAUUUAAAAUGAUGUUCCUGUGAUCCAUCCAUGAUUGUAACUGCUCAGGCUCAUCAGAGUUAUGGUGGGACUGGAGCCUAUCUACAGGCGUUUCAGAGUCACCAAUUAACCUAUGAAGUUAUUAACAUCUUAGGACUGUGGGAGAUAGCCACACGUAAACUCAAAUUGAUGUUUGAACCAGGAACCUUCUUGCUGUGAGGCGACAUUGCUAAACACAGCACCGCUGUGCUGCCUCAUAGUUGAACUAUUUUCAUUCAGAACAAAGUAUUAAGUGUUUCUAAGAUUAUUUAUUUAAUAAAAAGAAUAUAUAUCAGAGAUUCCUCCGUGUACCACCAGUGGUAGUUGUCAAAAGUUGUCUCCUGACACCACCAUGAGCAAGCAAACUUCCUUUUAACAGACAGAGACCGGUCAUCCACCGCGACCGGUUGAGUUCAGUUCAUUUGAAUCCCGCAGCAGUCUAGUCCUACAGCAGCAAAACUAAGAGAUGACCUGAGCUGAGAACUAUAAGCUCUUAUCAAUGUAUGGGGAGCUUGAUGGCUGAAAGCUCUGACUCCCAAUCUGCUUUUGAAGACUAGAAGAAGAAGAAGAUAUACUUUAUUAAUCCCACGAACAGGGAAAUUCUUUUUACACUAUUUUAUUUACAUGCAUUUUAACCCAGAUACACACACAUGCAGUACAAGGCAUAGACAUGCAAUUUUUGGAGAGAGAUGCUGGAGUGAUGGGCAGCCCCCCCUGAGAAGCACCCAGCGAGCAGUUAGGGGGGAUCGGUGCCUUGCUCAAGGGCACCUCGGCAGUGCCCAGGAGGUGAACUGGCACCUCUCCAGCUGCCAGUCCACCUUCCAUAUUUGGUCCAUGCGGGACUUGAACCGGCCACCCUCCAGUUCCCAAGCCAAGCCCCUAUGGACCAAAAGAAAAAAACUGAAGAAACCACAAGGAACCCUUCAAGGUGUUGACACAAGGCAGUGAUCUGGUUUUAUAAAGAAGAAACCCAUUUUAUUUAAACUCAAACAUGUAAUAUAACAAUAUAGUUACUUACAUCUGACUAGGACUGUCGACUUUGUUGGCCUUGAUUUUUAGAUUUUUGGGAUCUUUGCAGCAGGUUUGGACAAAAGGAAUCCUUUCAACGUACACAUUGAUGUCAGUAUUGUGUUUAGAUGCAACUGAAAAUGAUCUGGUUUGUGACGUCCCAGUUAAUCACAAAAUCACUUUUCCAAACCUGACUUCAACUUUUAAUAUCCGGCGAAUGUUUGAUUAGUGUCUACGUCUACGGUCGAUUGACUGGUGACACUUGUAGCUCAUAUGCUGCCUGUGUUGUUCUGUUCCAGCAUGUGCCUGCACACUUUGUCUGGGGCAUUAGGGUGUUAAUGGAUUACCGAAAGGUGUUGACUCAGGUGUGUGUGGCUGUGUGUGUGUGGGAGAAUAAGGGUGGCACGGUGCUCAAAGUGUGCUGGGAUCUAUUUGAGACACCAAUCUCACCAAGUUGCCAUUUCUCUGCCACUCUGUGUGACCUGUCUCAUUUUUUCUCCCCCCUGCACAUUAGUAAGCAGCUUCUGUUUUGUCUUCUCCUUGCAAUGUCUCCUCUUCGCACCACCUAACAGUCACCAACCCUCGACAUGGAUAUCGGAGGACUGAGCACGGUGGUAGCAAAUUCUGCUUACAUCAAUGCUCGUGGAAGCAUCGAUGGCUCUAACGCACAAACUCGGGAUAAGAAGUACCAUUCUCGCCUCAAACUGCCUCACAUCACUGUGUGCGAAGGCCUGAGGGACACCCUGGAUUUGAACUUUGACUUAGUCUGCGUGGAACAGCCUAUCGGCAAACGCCUCUUUAGAGAGUUCUUGAAUGCAAAUCAAGAGUAUCACGGAGCUGUCCGUCUGUGGAGAGACGUCGAGGACUAUGACCUGGCCGAAGACUCCGACAGGGCAAAGAAGUCCUCAAAGAUCGUCCAGCGUUACAUGGACCCCGCUGCCAAACACUACUGUCCGUUCCUGCCUGAGGACAUCAUAGCUAAGGUGAAGGAAAACCAGGAGGCUGUAGGUGAUGAUCUGUUCGCUGCAACGUUGGCCACAACAUUGGACUAUUUGAGGGAAGCCCCUUACAUUUUCUUCAUGGAGAGCAUGUAUCUGAAGAGGUUCCUGCAGUGGAAGUGGCUUGAGAUGCAGCCCAUGGAUGCAGACUGGUUCCUGGACUUCCGCGUGCUGGGGAAAGGUGGGUUUGGGGAGGUGUCUGCCUGUCAGAUGAAAGCCACGGGAAAACUGUACGCCUGUAAGAAACUCAACAAGAAGAGGCUGAAGAAGAGGAAAGGCUUUGAGGGGGCGAUGGUGGAGAAGAGGAUUCUCGAGAAGGUUCACAGUCGCUUCAUUGUGUCGCUGGCGUACGCCUUCCAGACAAAGGACGAACUUUGUCUGGUCAUGACCAUCAUGAAUGGAGGAGACCUCAAGUACCACAUUUACCUGGUGGACGAGAACAACCCGGGCUUUGAAGAAUCCAGAGCCUGUUUUUACAUCGCUCAGAUCAUUCAAGGCAUGGAACAUCUCCACCAGAAAAGAAUCAUCUACAGAGAUCUCAAACCAGAAAAUGUGCUGCUAGAUAAUGACGGGAAUGUGCGUAUAUCUGACCUGGGUCUUGCCGUGGAGCUGAAAGAAGGCAAAACACUGACCAAAGGAUAUGCUGGAACACCAGGUUACAUGGCUCCAGAGAUGCUGAAAGGAGAGAAGUACGACACCUCGGUCGACUACUUCACUCUGGGAGUGACGCUGUAUGAGUUCAUAGCUGCUAAGAACCCGUUCAGAAACAGAGGGGAAAAGCUUGAACGCGAGGAGAUGAAAGAACGUAUGCUGACUCGGGUGGUGACCUAUCCGGACAACUUCAGCGAGCAUGCGAAGUCGCUCUGCGACGGGCUGCUAGCCAAAGAGGUCGAUCAGAGAAUGGGUUUUAAGAACGACUGCUGUGAUGCGAUCAGAGAACAUCCAUUCUUUAGUGAAAUCAACUGGAGGAAACUAAAUGCAGGUAUUCUGCCUCCUCCUUUCGUCCCGGACCCUAAAAAGGUGUACGCGAAAAGUCUGGAUGACGUCGGGGCUUUCUCCUCGGUGAAGGGAGUGACCUUCGAGGACAAGGACAAGACCUUUUUUGACGAGUUUUCUUCAGGCAACAUCCCCAUCCCGUGGCAAGAGGAGAUGAUCGAAAUGGGCAUUUACGGAGAGCUCAACGUUUGGGGUCCUGAAGGCAGCAUCCCGGACGACCUCCGCAGGGAGUCCAUACUAGAACAGCCGCCCAAGUCAUCGACCUGCUGCGUAUCGUAGACGUUUUGAAAACACAUCAACCAUCCAAGUACAGACUUGUAGCUCUUUUAGAAGAUGCGGCGUGAAGACUGAAAUACUCAGGACAGACACAGGUCUCUUCUGAACUUUCUGAUUGCACUGUGAGACUUUUUAAACUUUUUUUGGUGACCACGGGAAACAACAAGAACAGAACGGAGGUGGAUUUUCAGCCCGGAAUGGACUUAAACGUAGAUUUUAAGUUAGUUAUGAUAAAAAGAGAUGUGUUGAAUGUGUUAUAUCCUUCUCUUUCUCUCACAAUCUCUCCAUUUUCUCUUUUUUUGUCUGUUCACUCUCAUCUCUUUAUGCGUGCAUGUGUUAAAUUAUAACGCUUUUACAUUUAAAAUGCAUUUUUAAAAAAUCACAUUUUUAAGCAGGGGUUUAGUUACGUGGCAUGUUAUUUAACUGGAGUGUGCGUCUGUCAAAUUAGUUCAAAUACCAAAAGCUAAGACACCAGAAACAUUUGUUUAUUUCAUGGUUCAUAUUUGACUCUUUGCAUGAAUAGCCAAGAGCAGGGCACCUUUGAUAAAGGUUUAUGUAUUAUAGUCUAGCUGGCACAUUUGGAUUUAGAGAAAUGUUAAACAGCAGAUUUAUUUAUUUUUUAAAAACAGCAAACAUGAAUACAGGCAGAAACAUCAGAUGUAUGAAAAAUUACUGGCAAAUAAAAUAGCUUAUUGAAAUUUGAGCUUCAUUUCUGCUUUCAGCUUGACAGCACUGUCCAGGAAUGUCACGUUAAAAACACAGAUCAAAACCAGACUUUUCUCUACGUUGAGUUAAAUCAGCAACAUUUAGACACAAACCCUUCCAAACAUCU